AUGUCAGAAACAUUACCCCAAGUAGAAAUCUUACAAGAAGGAGACAACAAAACAUUUGCUCAAAAGGGAGAUUUAGUAACUAUCCACUACGAUGGAAAAUUAACCAAUGGUAAAGAAUUCGAUUCUUCAAGAAAAAGAGGUAAGCCAUUCACUUGUACCGUUGGAGUUGGUCAAGUUAUUAAAGGUUGGGAUAUUGCAUUAACUAAUAACUUUGGAAAAGGUGGUAUUCCAAAAAUUUCAAAGGGAACCAAGGCAUUGUUGACUAUCCCACCGGAAAUUGGUUAUGGAUCUAGGGGAUUUCCCGGUUUGAUUCCGGCUAAUUCGACUUUGGUUUUUGAAGUUGAAUUGUUGAAGGUUAAUGAUCAAUAA
This is a messenger RNA of Lodderomyces orthopsilosis Co 90-125, 369 nucleotides long. It is a transcript of the gene RBP1, whose product is annotated as peptidylprolyl isomerase. The transcript has a single exon. Bases 1 to 369 code for a protein of 122 amino acids. The record is from RefSeq and is a predicted model, not a curated record. NCBI's taxonomy places the organism in Eukaryota, Fungi, Ascomycota, Pichiomycetes, Serinales, Debaryomycetaceae. Gene Ontology annotation, molecular function: peptidyl-prolyl cis-trans isomerase activity.